UGCUCUACUUCCACAACCUAUCUCUUUAGCUUCAAACACUAAGCUACAGACACUUCUCUUCACACCCUCUUAUUCAAACUUCUACCUCCAUCCAACACAUAGAUUCACAAGAUAUGGAAGCCUCAUAUUCCACCAAUUCUCUAGCACAAAACACUCUCCUUAUAAUACUUCUCUACACGGCUUUCUCCAUCACUUUGAUCUCUGCCCUUGAGAACACAAAUGUCGAAUUCAUAAGAUCGUCAUGCAGUUUGACAACUUACCCUACCCUCUGCUUCAACUCACUCUCAACUCGAGCAGGUGCAAUCCAAACAAGCUCUAAGCUACUAGCCCAAACAGCUCUAUCCGUUGCCCUUGACACCACCCGAUCCACCUCUUCUGCAAUGGUAAAAUUGUCACAAGUGCAUGGUAUGGCUCCUCGAGAGGUUGCUGCCAUGAAAGACUGCAUUGAGUUGCUGGGUGACUCUGUAUACGAGUUGAAAAGAUCACUUGAGGAAAUGAAUAGACCAGGUUCCAAAGAUUCCGGGCUAGUGAUCAGCGACAUACAAACAUGGGUCAGUUCUGCAAUGACGGAUGAAGACACAUGCUCUGAAGGGUUUGUGAAUGACCCAAAAAUGAAGAGAGUGGUGAGAGGAAAGAUCGUGAAUGUUGCACACUUAACCAGCAAUGCUUUGGCAUUGAUCAACAGUUAUGCUAGCUUCUCUUAGCAGACAGUUGAGGGAAAUUAGAGAUAAUUAAGCAUGGAUGUAUUCAAGAAUCAUAACAGAAGGCAGCUAAAGGAAACAUGAAACAGCAGAACUUCAAACACAUAAGCAGAAGUUACAGCUCAAUGUAGCAUAAAACCCAUUUUAUUUUGGUUCCAAAGUAGCAGUGUGUGAAUGUUUGGCAAAUUGUUGCUAGCCUUAGUUGCAAAUGCAACGUACUAUUGAGUGAAAAUGUCAUCAUUGUAUUAAUAAUGUUUUGAAAUAUUAUCAUGUCUCGUACUGCUAUCA
Molecule: messenger RNA, 989 nt
Organism: Cynara cardunculus var. scolymus (artichoke)
Lineage: Eukaryota; Viridiplantae; Streptophyta; Magnoliopsida; Asterales; Asteraceae
Product: pectinesterase inhibitor 10-like
Exons: 1
Coding region: 114-704 (196 amino acids)
Biological process (GO): negative regulation of catalytic activity
Molecular function (GO): enzyme inhibitor activity
Source: RefSeq, a predicted model, not a curated record